Molecule: messenger RNA, 2656 nt
Organism: Hermetia illucens (black soldier fly)
Lineage: Eukaryota; Metazoa; Arthropoda; Insecta; Diptera; Stratiomyidae
Product: putative inorganic phosphate cotransporter
Exons: 7
Coding region: 732-2237 (501 amino acids)
Biological process (GO): monoatomic anion transport; transmembrane transport
Molecular function (GO): transmembrane transporter activity
Source: RefSeq, a predicted model, not a curated record
CUAUAUAAUCCGUCAAGCGGGUUCCUAUUAUACACUAUAUAAGCGAUCUUUUGCCAUAUUCCACUCUCAUUUAUACUCCAAGUACGAUCGCGAACCAGACGCGGGCCACUAUACACGUUUUUGUCGGUUACUAUUUUUUUAAUUCAUAUCCAGUAUGAAAUAUGUGUCCAAGCAUACACUGCACAGUAUAGUAUAGUACGGUCUCGUAGAAUAUAGUGUUUGUGGAAUAUAUGAUAGAUACUUGGCUGUUAGGUUGUCAACGAUCGUGAUACCCACAUAACUGUUGCUGUUGCUACUAUUCCUGAACGUAUGUAUAAAUCACCUGUAACCUGUGCUUAAAUGGUGAUAGUUGGCGCGUCCAUUCAGCCAGCAUAACAUCUUUAAAGUGCGCGACAAGAAGAGAUCUUGCUGGUGCCGCAGUCUCAGUUCCUUGGAUAGUCAAACUUUCCCUCUAAAGUACUGGAAAUUUUUCACUAAUUUUUUGUAACUGACGCCUCAGAAAAAUUUCCCAACGCGUUUGAAAACUUUAGCGUUAUUUUAAGUGAAUUUCACUUUGGGAUUUUCCAAUUGGUUUUCUUCAUAAAAGUGUGUAAUGUUGUGGUAAAUUUUAUUUGAAGAAACAUAAAAGUAUUCAAUUAGGCGCCAAGCGUUUUGGUGUCCUUCGAUAAACCUUCAGUAUUAAAAAAGUGUGAUAGUGGCGUUGUGUCUCGAGGCUCGUGGAUCGGAUCAAAAUGUUAACAGGAUGGAGGCUAACUGUAUCGAAAUUUUUUAUAGUCCCCCAACGUAUUAUCCUCGCUAUCAUGGGAUUUUUGGCGAUUUGCAAUGCAUACACAAUGCGAAUAUGCCUGUCGGUAGCAAUCACACAAAUGGUCAUUUCGAAAACUCAUCCACCAGGAGCGGAAGUAGGUGAAGGAGAAUGUGCCAUCGACGAUGAAUACGAAAGUGAAAGUUCGAGUUCCGGUGAAUUUGAUUGGUCUGAAGAACUGCAAGGAAUCAUUCUAUCAUCUUUUUACUGGGGAUAUGUUGUUACACAUCUACCCGGUGGUAUGCUGGCGGAAAAGUUUGGCGGAAAAUAUACCUUGAGUUUAGGAAUUUUAUCCACUGCCAUAUUUACACUAAUUACACCGGUAGUUGUAGAGUCUGGUGGAUCUACAGCUCUAAUUAUUCUACGUGUUUUGAUGGGUGCUGGUGAGGGUACUACUUUCCCAGCUCUUAGUGCGCUGCUGGCAUCAUGGAUUCCGUUGAAGGAGAGGAGUAAAUUGGGAUCGUUAGUGUUUGGUGGAGGACAGGUUGGAACUAUCCUAGGAACAGCUUUAUCAGGUCUUCUCCUACAUCACAUCGAUGGCUGGCAUUCUGUAUUCUAUUUUUUCGGUGGUUUGGGAGUGUUAUGGUUCAUCAUCUUCACAUUGAUUUGCUACAGCAAUCCCGGAUCGCAUCCAUUUAUCAAAGAUGAAGAAAAAGAAUUUUUAGAACGCGAACUUGGCGUAUUGAAACGUGAUCGUAAUCUGCCACCUGUACCAUGGAAAGCAAUCAUCACUAGUGCUCCUAUGCUUGCUCUAAUCUGCGCCCAAAUUGGCCACGAUUGGGGAUUUUUCAUUAUGGUCACAGAUCUUCCAAAGUACAUGAGCGACGUUCUCAACUUCCCCAUCAAAGAGAAUGGAUUAUUCUCGGCGCUUCCCUAUGCUGUGAUGUGGAUUGUUUCAAUCACUACUGGCUUUCUUGGCGACUGGAUGAUAACAAAGAAUAUUAUGGGAAUCACAAUGUCUCGAAAAGUUUUCACAACAAUUGCUGCCAUUGGACCAGCCGUCUUCACUGUGUUGGCCUCAUAUGCUGGAUGCAGCAAAACCAAUUCUGUUGUACUUUUCACAAUUGCCAUGGGUCUCAUGGGUACGUUCUACCCAGGAAUGAAAGUGAAUCCUUUGGAUUUGAGUCCGAACUAUGCCGGAACGUUAAUGGCUAUUGUGAACGGAAUCGGCGCAAUAACUGGCAUUCUGGCUCCUUAUAUAGUCGGAGUGUUAACACCAAAUGCAAAUCUCUACGAAUGGCGAGUAGUAUUCUGGAUCUCAUUCGGUGUUUUUGUUAUAACCAGUAUUGUCUAUGUGAUUUGGGCAUCGGGUGAAACACAGCCGUGGAAUAACCCAGAAAAAAUGAAAGCAAUCCAAGCGGAAAAUGGCGAGAUUGAACCCGAACAAAAGGAGGCAAACAAAGGCGUCUCCUUAGAUAAAAUAGAAAAAUAGUUUUUAUAUAAUAUUUAAUUUUGGUCAUACUUUACUCAGUAUCCAAUUGCUUUGUUUUUAAAUCGAGACUGUAAUUGUAAAUAAACGAUAGGUGUAUUAUAGGAAGUACCCGCUAUUGCUACCUUAUUUUAUCAGUACGGCGUCAGAUGUAUUGAUGAAAAGAUACAUCUGCAAUGAAGCAAUGCCAAAAUUGUAGCAAUAUAUCCUGCAUUACAAACUAGUGAUCUUGAGAGAAUUUAUUAAGAAGAAUUCUCGGUGCCUAUGAAAAGAUGGAAAAUCUUGUUGUGUUGUAGCUUACAAAUAUUUUGUAAAAGAGUUGAUAAUUUUAAAUGUAAACAAUGUUAUAGUUUGUUGAUGCUAUUUAAAUAUACAUAUGUAUACUGUUACAGUAUUUAAUAAAUACAUUUUUUGUUUUAAAA